Podarcis lilfordi (Lilford's wall lizard) is the source of this 12408-nucleotide messenger RNA. NCBI's taxonomy places the organism in Eukaryota, Metazoa, Chordata, Lepidosauria, Squamata, Lacertidae. The record is from the annotation of a GenBank genome assembly.
GGGAACUUAACUUUUUUCUUAAUACUGCAUACUAAUUCUGACAUUGGUUCAUAUUAGAUGCCCGAAUAUUCAGAAGUGCAUUGAGUGUUAUUCUGAUAUAAGGACAUUCGCCAGCCACUUUCCAGCCUAUGUUCGCUGUAGUUUAUGCAGAUACAGCACAAGCUGCAGUAAAGCCUACGUGAAUCACAUGAUGAGGUAGGAAAUAUUCAGCUUCAAGUUGUUAAAUUAUGUCUGUAGUUUGUUUCUGUUCUGGUAGAUUUCUGCUCUUUUUUAUAUUGCAGCAAGUCUGUGCCUCAGUGCAACCCUAACACCACCUCCCCUUGUGUGGGCACUGACCCUAACCAGGAUUACUCCUGGGUAGGUUUCCCCCUUAAAAAAUAUUUGAAACCUGUUUGUUGGUGGUUGAAAGCCUGGUUAGCGUUCAGUGUGGUUAAAGCUGAGGCUGGGGGCUUGUGCUCAGGAAGAGAAGAGGCAGGCAAGGAGCAUACUGUCUCUCAGCCAGUGCUAUACUGCAAUGCCACAGCUGCAUUAACGGAAGAUUGGGGCUCUGCAUGGCUUUAGUGUCCUCUGUUCCAUGAUUUAUAAAUUAGCAUUUAUGCUUUUUUUUAAAAUAAAUGCUAGGCUGCUUUCUUCCACUAAGGAACUCAAAGCAGAUUACAGCGUAAAAAUAGAAAAAUAAUCAAAGCAAUACCAGAGCAGCACAAUAAAAUUCUGUAAUAAAAUCAGUAGUCAGAAAAGCAGUGAAGAAAAUCCAGCUUAUCAGAAGUAAAAAAAACCUUCAGUUGAUUUAGCCUUCCCCAGAGAUCUCUUCAAAGAAUCAGGUUCUCACCUGGUUCUGGAAGGCCUUCCUAGGAAAAGCAUUCUGAAGCAUUGAUGCCACAACUGAAAAAGCUCCUGUUCCUCGUGCCCAUUUAAAAAAAAUCAGGUUUUGACCUAGAGCAUAUGGGUGAACAGGGUGCUUGAAGGCCAAAUUUUUCUCCCAUUUCAAAGAGGGAAAACUUCCUCCAUGUGAACAUACUUACUGAAGUGAAGGCACUUUAACAUUUCCCAGACAUUUUUAAAAGUAUUGUCAUUUUAACAUGCUACAAUUUGUUAUAUUUUAGCUUUUUGUAAACCCACCCUGGAAGCACUGCUUCUGCUCUCCUCUCAAAAGUUGCUCUGGAGGAAUCUCCGGUUCUUAGCAGAGGUGUCUGGAUAGUGGCUGAAAUCAGUGGCACACCCUCCUUCGCUGGUAGACGCAUCUCCCGGUCAUGCAGCAGAAUCUUUGGGCUCAGGAAUGACUAGACACCUGCUUGUUUCUAUACCUUAGAUUGCAGUCUUAUUGUUUAAUGUUGUAUUAUAUGAUAUGGGGGGACGGGACAUUUCUUUGAGAAGUCCAUUUCAGCUAUUUUAUUAUCUUGUAGUUUUCACAGCGCUCGACAAAGUAAACGAUUUUGGAUUUAUAAGACUCAUUCAGAAGAUCUGAGGUAACCAUCUCCUUUUUCUUUUUUAAGGUGUACAUUUUUUGCAACAUGCAUCACAGUCCUUGGAUAAGUCCCGCUGUGUCUAAUGAGGCUUUCUCCCCAAGUGUAUUUCAGAUUGCAAUUUCAGUUACUGCUGAAUUGGGUUUAAGAUGUGCGCAUGUUAUCUGGAUUCCAUCUAACUUUUAUUUCUUAUAUAAAGCUUUGUUUUCAGAAUGCAAAGCUUUCUUCAUAAAAUGAGACAACCCUAAACUAAUAUCCAAGCCAAAAUUCUUGAUUUUUCUGAUGUUUUGAGAUGUGAUACUGAUUCUUUUGUUUGUUAAAUUUUGCUCAUCAUCAUGAUUUGUUGUUUUGAAUCCAUUUUUCCACAUAGCUGCAAUUUCACAGAUCCAGAAGUUAUAAGGAAAACCAUCAAGGGAGGGGCGGGCACUGAUAACUUUGCUUACCGAAAAAAGUACAACCUUUCCUUCUGUAGUCUUGUUCUUUCCAAUAAUAUUAUUCAUAUAUGCAAUGCUUAUGAAAAAUUCUUGGAACGAACAUGUGUACCAGCUAGUAUGUAAUGAGUUAUAUGUAUAUAUUAGUCCAGUGCAGGGUUGACUUCACAUGACAUGGUCAGAAGAAGCUUUUUGUAACCUUUUGCCUCCCUUGCACUCAGGGUUACUUCUUCCUUUUUCCCCUAGGGGUGUUACUCUUGUUUGUCUUAAUUGUGAGUUCCUGACUGAUGCUUCCGGCUUGGAUAAUAUGGCUACGCACUUGAACGAAAACCUUACUCACACUUGUCAAGUGAUUAUCGAAAAUGGUAUGUGGCUCAUGUACCUCUGACAUAAGCCAGAUGUUAGCCUGUUGUCUUUCUGUUGGUUUUUAACACUACUGAUCUUCUCUUUAAUUCCAGUUCCCUCGGACUGUCUGGUUGCCGACAACAUUUCUCAGUAAGUUUCUGAGAUUAGCUUGUUUGUCAGUUGGGUGGUUGUGUUUUUUUUUUUUUUUAAAAUAUUUUAUUAAGGAUUUUCUUGUUUUACAGAAGUGUAGUGCCUCGUAUUUUUUUUCCCAUGUAACAUUUUUACAAAUCCGUUUCAUUUGUUGAGGCAUUAGGGGGAGAAGAAAAAAAAAAAGAAAAAAGAAAAAGGGGGGGGUGGAGAGAGGGAAGAUGGAUGGGGGUGGGGUCGGGUGGCGGUGUUUCUAUUAUGUUUAAUGUAUGUAGAGUUUGGUGUCAGCGUUGCUUGUGUUGUUCACUUGUGUUCCUUUGGUGGUGAGAGAGGUUGGGGUUGGCCUAGGGUGUGAUUGUUUGCUUGUGAUUGGCUGUGGUGAUCUUUGUUUUCGUGUGUGAGUGAGGUGGGUGGGUGUUUUGGAUCAGGUUAGCCAUAUUGAUUUGUAUGCUGUUGGUGGAUUAUUGUCAUUGUCCUGUUGGGCUGUGUAUGUGAUAAAUGGGAGCCAUACCGGGGUGAAGGCGUCUUCUUCUGUUUGUCCCCGUGUCAGUUUCAGUUUAUUAGUUAAUUUUUCUAGUAGGGCUGUUUCCCAUACUAUUUGGUACCAUUGGUCCAUGCUUACUCCUGACAGGUCUCUCCAGUGUCUGGUUAUGGUGUUUCUGGCUGCUGAGAGCAGGUGGGUUAUGAGUUCUUUGUGGUGUAAAUGGGCAUUGUUGUCUUGGAAGAUGUUUAGUAGGGCCAAUUCUGGGGUGAUGUCUAUUACUUGCUUAGUUAUUUUACAUAUUUCUUGUAUGGCUGUUGUCCAGAAUAGUUGGAUUUUGGGACACUCCCACCACAUGUGGAGGUAUGUGCCUGUGGAGGUGCACCCUCUCCAGCAUUUUGGUGAGGUUCCUGGGUGUAUUAGCGCUAGUUUCCUUGGUGUUAGGUACCACCUGUAGGUGAGUUUCAGUGUGAGUUCUUUUCUUUUCGUUGAUAUGGAUUUAAAGGGGGUUUAGACCACAUUCUGGUCCAUUGAGUGGGGUUAAUCUCAUAACCUAUGUCAUUCUCCCAUUGUUUUUUGAUUGCGUCUAGGGCAUUUACAGGAUUUUGGAGUAGUAUUUUGUAUAUUGCGGAUACCGUCCCUUUACCGUUUCCCUUUGUUGUUAGGGGGAGGUUUUCGAAGGUUGUCAGGGGCCUAGUUGCUGCUGAUUUUACUGUUGGGUUGUUUAAGAGGGCAUGAAGUUGGUGUUGUGUUAACCAGGGCAUUUGGGUGUCUUCUAGUUUGUCUUGUAUUUCUUGUGUUGACAAGGGUUUGUUAUUUUUAUAAAAGUCUAUUAGGCGAUAUAAGCCUUUGGUUCGCCAGGUUUUUAUCUUGAGGUUUUGUGCUGCACGGUGGAAUAAUGGGUGGUACGCCAUGGGAUUAGUGGGGAUGGGGUUGGGGAUAGUUUGCCUAUUUGUGUUUUCCAUGCUUUGAGCAUGGUCUGUGUGUACCUGUUAAGUGUUGUGGGAAUUUUCUUUAGUUUGUUUGGGAGGAGUGGGUAUGUUGUGGUGCAGGUGUUUUCAAUUGUGUCCCUCUCUAGGUGUACCCAUUGUUUUGUCUCAUCUUCUAGUAUAUAUGGGAUUAUGUGGCGUAUUUGGUUGGCAUUGUAAUAUGCUUCUAUGUUGGGGAUUCCCCAUCCUCCUUCUGAGGUGGGGAGGUGCAGGUAUUUGGGGCUUAUUCUUGGUUUUUUAUGUGAGAAGAUGAAAGAGUGUAGUUUUCUCUGCCAACUGCGAAGUUGGGUUGAGGGGAUCCAGAUUGGGAGGGUUUGGAAUAGGUAGGUUAGUUUUGGGAGUGUGAUCAUUUUGAUCAUGGCUAUUUUGUCUGAGAGAGUGAAGUUCAUGUUAUUCCAUCUCUUUAGGUCUUUGUUAAUUUGUCGCCACAGGGGCUUGUAGUUGUGGAGGUACAAUUUAUUGAGGUUUCUGGUUAUUUGUACCCCUAGGUAUCUGAACUUGGUGUGGCAAAGUUUUAUUUUGGUGACCUUCGUGAGUUCUUUUUGGGUGUGAGGAGGGGUGUUGAAGCACAUAGCUUCUGACUUUGUAAAAUUUACCUGUAGGCCCGACACCAUUGCAAAUGUGUUGAGUUCUCUGAUUAGGGAGGUUGCUGUGCUUAUGGGGUCUGGUGUUGUGACCAUUAGGUCAUCUGCAAAGAGCCCUAAUUUAUAGGUUCUGCCUUUUAUUUCCACUCCCUUGAUGUCUGUGGCUGCUCGGAUGCGGAUUGCUAGGGGUUCCAGAGCCAGGAUAAAUAAGAAGGGAGACAGUGGGCAUCCUUGUUUCGUGCCUCUUUGGAUAGCUAUAGUGUUAGAAUCCAUAUUGUUAGUUCUGCAUUUUGCUGAGGCUUGGGAGUAUAUUUGUUUGAGGAUUUGUAGGAAGUUGGGGCCAAAUUUCAUGUUAGUUAGUACUGCUAAUAUGUAUUUCCACUCCAAGCAAUCAAAGGCUUUGAGGAUGUCUAGGGACAUAAUUGUCAAUGGGAGUUUGGUUGCCUUGCUGUGUUCGAUCAGGUUCAGUAGUUUCCUGAUGGGGUCUGUUAUAUUGCGGCCAGGGACAAAGCCAGUCUGGUCUGGGGCUAUUAACUUGUGUAGGAAGAUUUUUAGGCGGUUGGCCAAGAUUGAUGUGAAUAUCUUGUAGUCUUGGUUUAUUAAUGAGAUUGGGCGGUAUGAUUCUACUUUGAGGCUGUCUUUUAGUGGUUUUGGGAUGGAGACUAUUUUGGAGUGGGUCCAGGUUUUGGGGAUGGGGCCCCCUUUUAUGAUGUCGUUGAAUAGGCGGGUCAUGUAGGGCAUCAAGGGUUCUUUGAAUUUCUUAUAGAAUUCUGCUGUGAAGCCGUCUGGGCCUGGGGCUUUGUGUGGUUUCAGGUUUUUGAGGACCGCAUCUAUUUCCUCUGGGGUGAUAGGGCUGUCCAUGAAUUCCUGUUCCUCAUUAGUUAGGGUAGGCAUGGUCAGUCCUGCUAGAAAUGUUCUGAUUUCCUUCUCUGGUGGGUUAUGGGAGGUGUAUAGGUUGGAGUAGAAUUCUGCAAAUUCUGAGGUUAUUUCUUUGGGGAGAAUGUUAUGUUGCCGUCUUUUUGGUGAUGCAGUGUAUUCUUGUUUUGAGUGCUUUUUCCUACAUCUAUUUGCUAGUAAUCUGGAGUUUUUCCCUCCAUAUUCGUAGAAACGUUGUUUAGAGUAUAGAAUGUUGAUCAUUGUUUUGUUAAUUUCUAGGGAGUCUAGUUCUCUCCUUUUUUGUUCUAUAAGUUUGAGGAGUUUUUAGAUCCUGUUUGUUUGUAGCGUGAUGAGAGGGCUGUGGUGUCUUGUUCUAUUUUGCUAAUUUUUGAGGAGGUUUGUUUUUUAAGGAAUGUUUUCUCUUUUAUGCAAGCUCCUCUGGUGACCGCUUUCAUUGCGUCCCAUAGGAGGGGGGUUGUUAUAUUGUUUACAUCGUUUUCUUUGAAGUAGUUUUGGAGGGUUUUUGUGAGACUCUCUCUAAUUUGUUUGUUUGUAGUUAGGAUGGGACUGAAGGACCAUGAUGGGGUGGUUUGUAGUUGGGUGGUUGUGUUGAUGGUCUACCAGCAUAGAAAGAAAGGGUUUCUAUUCUAUGAUACAGAAGCAAGUUUGGUUGUACUCCAGAUAAAAAAAUGCAAAUUCCAUUUUAAAUAUUUUUAUUAAGCUUUAUUACAUACACACAAAGGCCAGGAUAAAAAAACCCACGCAACUUGGUUCAAGUGUUUUUGGGGACUUAAGGUUUAUGUUUUACAAAUAGUAGCCCCCAAUACUGUGUGUCAAGCCAUAUUUGAAGCAUAUGUGUUUGAGUGUGUGUAUGAUAGUGAGUUGUUCAUGGGGGGGCGGGAGGUGUUAAAUCUCUGCUUAGCAUCCCUGAAGUGCCUUCUUUUGGAAUCACAACCCAAGUCUACCGUAGUUUUCGCUCCAUUACACGCAUUUUUUUCCUCCUAGAAAGUAAGGGGAAAUGUGCGUGUUACAGAGCGAAUGCUUCCCUCCUCCAUGGUUUCCAGCGGGAGAAGAGCCGCUGAAUGGGGAGGAGAGAGGGACAGUGUGCCUGGAGGGAGAGAAGCAGAACCUGCUUGCUUUAAAGGAGCCUACCGGACAGGAGCCGCUUACACUCAGCUCUCUGUAUCUCUCUCGUCCCCACUCAGUGGCUCUUCUCCCGCUUUGCUGGAAAUGGCAGGAAAGAUUUUCAGCUCGCUUAAGGGGGGAGAGGAGGGAGAGAAGCAGAGCCUGCUUGCUUUAAAGGAGCAAAGCGGGAGAGGAGCCGCUUACACGAGUGUAAGCGGCUCCUGUCCGGUUGGCUCCUUUAAAGCAAGCAGGCUCUCUGUAUCUCUCUCGUCCCGCUUUGCUGGAAAUAGCAGGAAAGAUUUUCAGCUCGCUAAGCGGGGGGGGGGGAGGGAGAGAGAGAGAAGCAGAACCUGCUUGCUUUAAAGGAGCCUGUCCGGUAGGCUCCUUUAAAGCAAGCAGGCUCUCUGUCCCUCCAGCAAAGUUUUUCAGCUCGCUAAGGGGGGGGGGAGGAGGGAGAGAAGCAGAGCUUGCUCCACAUGUGCUCCUUGUCCCUUGAGUGCUUUUCCUUCCCUCCCCACUUAAAACAUGGUUACAAAGCACAGAUCCACAUGGAUCCUCAGGAUUUUUGCAUUGGGCCAACCCAAACUCACCAUCAGAUCAGCAUGAACCACAAAAAUCAUACAUCCACUGUUUCGUGUAGAAUAUUUUUUUUCUUGUUUUCCUCCUCUAAAAACUACAUGCGUGUUAUGGUCGGGUGCGUGUUAUCGAGCGAAAAAUACGGUAAUUACAGUGCUUUGUCUAAUAAAUUGUAGUGUUCUGAUGCAUCCUUAUUAAUGAGGAAGCAGCCACCCAAGCCGGUGGAGUUCCUCUGUAUCAGGCCAAAGGGGGCCCAUCUAAUUCAGCCUCCUCUUUCCCAGAGUGGCCAAGCCUGAUGCCCCAAAGGGCCUCUCAAAGCAGGACACGAAGGCAGCAGCCCUUCUCUGCUGCUGCCCCCACCAUCCACAAUUGGCAUUCAGGGUACACCGUCUCCGAAUCUGGCGUUUCUGCCAGCAAUCGUAACAGUUGAUAAAGCUCUUCUUCAUGAUUUGUCUAAAUCCACCUUUAAAACCAUCUGAGCGAAACUGUUAGCCACCUUCCUAUCUUGUGAUAGUGAGUUCCAAAAAGCAUAUUAUGCUUUGUAUGAAGAAGUAGUUUGCUGUUGUCGAGCCUAGCCCGAGCCUGUUGCUGGUUGUUCAUGUUGGCUUUUUGCACUAUGGUAGCGCUGCAGAGAGCUUGCUGGGGAGACCAUGCAUUAAAAAGGGACUCAAAAAUAAUUUAAACAAGGUUUUAAUAAGAAAAACAAAAACUCCUUUUAGACUAAAUACAUUAACAAACAAACAUGACCCAACCACCAACCCAUCCCCCAGGGUAAUGGGAGAGCUAGGUGCUGCUCCUUAUAUACUACACCCAAUUGCCAACACAGCUUAAUCAAUACAACUCAGCAGCACCUGCUAUGUUUCACAGCUGUAAAGCUGGGUCUCGUUAUCUUGCUCUGGCCCUUUCUCUGGCCCCUUAAAGACAUACACAUCGAGUGGAACAAUGAUGAACCUUUACAUAUUAAACCAUUCAACAGUUCAAAUGCCUUCUGUUACACCCUGUUAAAAAAUGAGUUCCCACCUAUUUCCUGUAGUUCUAACCUGUUUGAGGGAUGUGAAAUUUACCAUUGUUGCAGCAGCUUGUAUUCUUAUUUAGUUGGUCAAAUUAAAUAUGUUUAGUGUCUCCCAUAUACAGAUUUUUUUAAUUUCAUUUUUGCUAUGUCAGACAAGUUUUAACAUAAGACAGUUUAUCAUACUUUUUUUUCAACCACAGUAACAAAUUAUCAACCUUCAAUGUAAAUAAAACAAUAUUUUCUGUAUGCUGCAUCUCUGGACCAGCUGCUGGCACAGAUAAAAGCCUGUUUCUCCUUUCUGAGUAUCAGUUGCAUUUGGCAACUUGGGUUCCCCACAAAGCUGAUAUAUAGCAAUGCAAGAAAAGGAAGUCUCUUUUCUCUGGUCACUUUCAGUAACAGUAUUGAUUGUAUAUGUUCGCUCCCCCUUCCUUAUGGCUUUGACGUAACAUGUUUUGCACAUGGUGGGUUGUUUUCCCCACACUACGUAGUAGAAACAAUAAACAUGUUUCACAAUAAACAAUGUUUCACAAUAUAAAUGUGAUUUGCAUGUUCUGCAGAUAUUUUUAACAUGUAAUGCUGGUUCUAUGUAGUAUUUUAAAGUCAUCAAUAAGACAUUACAAGAAGUUAGAUGUACUUUUAAAUAUAUGCUUUUAAGGCCAACCUACGAGGAAUCUUUUGAUAAUUGUCAAAUGGUUGCUAAUGACAUACCGUAUUUUUCGCCCUAUAGGACGCACUUUUUCCCCUCCCAAAAUGAAGGGGAAAUGUGCGUGCGUCCUAUGGGGCGAAUGCAGGCUUCACUGAAGCCUGGAGAGCGAGAGGGUCGGUGCGCACCCACCCCUCUCGCUCUCCAGGCUUCAGGAGAGCCCCAGCGCCAGCCCCACAAGGUCGGGGGACAGAGGGAGGCGGAACGCCGCCAUCCCGCUGUCUCCCGAAGUGGUUUGGAGGCUGACGGCUGGGAGACCCCGCUGCCAGCCCCGCAAGCUCCGGGGACAGCUGGGAGACGCAGCGCGUCUACCAGCUGUCCCCGGACCUUAUCUGAACGCGGGCGGCGCGGAGAACAGAGCAUCUCCCCGCUGCCUGCCCCGCAAGCUCCGGGGACAGCUGGGAGGCGCAGCGCGUCUUCCCACUGUCCCCGGACCUGAUCUCAAGGCGGGCGGCGGGGAGAAGAGCGCUUCUCCCCGCUGCCUGCCCCGCAAGCUCCGGGGACAGCUGGGAGGCGCAGCGUGUCUUCCCGCUGUCCCCGGAUCUGAUCUGAAGGCGGGCGGUGGGUGGCAGGGAGAAGAGCGCUUCUCCCCGCUGCCUGCCCCGCAAGCUCCGGGGACAGCUGGGAGGCGCAGCGCGUCUCCCCGCUGUCCCCGGACCUGAUCUCAAGGUGGCCCCACAAGCGCCUGGGGGGGAAAUAAAAAUUUUUUUCUUUAUUUCCCCCCCAAAAAACUUGAUGCGUCCUAUGGGCCGGUGCGUCCUAUGGGGCGAAAAAUACGGUACAUCCUUUUAAAGUUACAAAAAAUGGAAUGAGUUAUGUCAGCCUGUUAGCACUGGCUCUCGCCCUCAUAACUAAACACAUGCAGCUCCUUAAUAUGCCAAGUACCUUGUAUGUUGCUGCAGCCUUAGUAGGGUCAUUAAUCAUUUAAUUCAUGAUUAAUAAAAUUUCUACCCGGGUGUAAGAGGUGCAGUUCCAUACUUCAGCGGAUUAAAAUUCACUUCAGUGCCACAUCAACAAAGAAGAUACAAUCACCAGAAAUUUCUUUAAACAAAAGCCUUUGAAAGGUUAAAUUGUAUGUUAAAAAUCACGAGUCUACAAGGUUUUAUAGGAGAGGUGCACUUCUUGCUCUUUCUACAGUAGAGUUGUUCUAGCAUAAAAUAUGAAAAUCAAUCAUGGUGAUGUGAUAAGUUGCUUGUUUAUUGUGGUUUAGAAGUCAAUACAUUUAAAUAAUGUAUAACUAAUGAAGUAUGCCCUGGGGAAAUAUUUGCAGAAAAAUCUACCCUUUAAGUGAUAGAUUGAGGUCUAUAUUUAUCAGCAAACGCUACAGAAAAGCCCUUCAUUGCGGUACAAAAAUGCAGAGUUAUGGCUGGAAGACUUUUUCCAUGAACAUCUCAGUUAAAAAUAGGCAAGGAAAUGGGAGCCCAUUCUUUCCACAGAACGGCAAAUCUGUGAACUUUUAGGUAUGUAUUUUGCUAAUAAUUUAGUUCAGGAAUGGCAACAAUCUUGCAGUUCAGAAAGUGCAGCUGCUGGGCAUUAGUGCUUUACAGAAUGCAGAGGCAAAAGAAAUGCAGGCCUUGCCCAAGAAGCUUAGUCUAACCUAGGUGUGAACAGGAGCUCCCAUUGGUUGCUCACAUGUUGGUCCCAUUUCUAUAUAACUGGGUGGGAUUAAACAAGCCUGGCUGCUCCCGUCAGAUUUUGUUUAGCCCCAAAGUUGAAUGGGAAAAACAGCAGAGGGGAGGGGAGUUUCCUCUUAAAUUGAAAUUAAUUUACUUAAUUUAAUUAUGACAAAACAAAAAUUGUGGUAUUUACUAGAGCUCGCCACACAUUUAGAUGGUCUUUAGAUGAACACAAAAUUGAACAGUGUCUUUUUUUUAAAUAUCUUGGUAUCACUUUCCAAUCUACAUCUAGCUGGCUUGCCCACUUCAAGACUGUAGCCCUUCUAACACGUAGGACAAUCGGUGCCCUGCUCAGCUUUUUUAUUCGAGGGAGGGCAACUGGUGAUCCCGGCAUUAAAAGCUUUUGUUGGAAAAGUGAUUCCCCAGAUGCUAUAUGGAGUAGAACUCUGGGGAUGGAAUCAGAAGCUGUUAGAACGGCUUGAAAUCUUCCAAAAUUUUUACCUCAGAAGAAUUCUAGGCCUCCCUCAGAGUACUCCGGCAGCUCUCCUAAGAGUGGAAGUAGGAUUACCUUCUGUGUCUGCCAGGGCCCACUUAAGAUUCCUGCGUUUUUUCAUCAACCUCACAGAUGCCCCGAACACCUUACUGGCUAAACAAGCCUUUGUAUUAUUACAAAAUAAUACUACUUGGCAUAAAAACCUACUAGAUAUCCUAUCCAGAUACAAUCUACCUGAGUUUAAUACCCUUAAAUUGUGGAGCCCUGAUAAAGUUCGGGAAUGGAUCUUUGAAAAAGACGCCUUUUGGACUCCACAAAGAUAAAAACUCUGGGUUUUCCUACUGGUUUCCCGAGUAAAAGCAGUCAAAAUCUGUGCCAACUACUUGGUGGAAAUCACUGACCCCACCCUUCGGAGAGCUUUCACUAUGGCACGGUUUCAAACACUGCCAACUGCAUAUCUGACCGGUAGAUUCACAAAAACCCCAGUAGAACAUCGUUUAUGCCCUUGCCUUAUGAAAAUUAAAGAGGAUCUUACACAUUACCUCCUCUAUUGCCCCAUCUACUCGAGCUUUAGAGACGCAUUGCUGCAAAUUAUACCCAACUCUAUAACCAAUCCUGAAGAUAGAGUAAAAUUUUUGUUAGUUGAUGCAAACCCACGUAUUACCCAUGUGGUAGCGGUUUUUGUGAUAAAGGCCAUGAAAGCCAGGGAAAGACUUAUGGAUGACAAUGUAAAGACCCCUUCAUCGUCUGUUUAACUCGUUGCUCGUUUUCCCUCUCUUUCUAUUUUGUGGGAUGAAGGUUUUGUUGGCGUAGUAUGUAAUGAAUUUUAAUAUCUUUUAACUAUUGUUGUGUUAAUGUUUGUGUACAGGCAUGGUCCUCACAAUAAACGGAUUUGUCUUGUCUCAUACUUAAUUUGAGCAAUUCAUACCUUAUCCUUCUAUUCCAAUAGCAGCACUUGUGACUUACAAAAGACAAAAUAAUAAAAAUUUGAUCAACAAUAGACUAUUAAACUGAGACAAGCGUCACAGAUGAAAAUGCAUUAUGCUGCAGAGUUAUCUGCUAAACCUUUUUGAAAUUGGCACACCAAAUUCCUAGCAAACUACCCGGAACAAGCUGGUGAAGAGUAAAGAGGUGGGGUCAAGUGGGUCUCUCUUUUCAGGUAGUUCCACAACCUGCAUGCAGAAUGUUGUAGAUGGAACAUGCAAGGAGUAAAACAGCCAUACUUCUCCUUGAGUUAUUGUUUCAUUAGGGAAGGAGGAAACCAAUGACUCACAGUGGAGAUUUUCAGAAUAGUUGAAAAAUUUAAAUGUGUGUUAGUAUUAAUUUCCUGGACUUUAACGUUGAUGAUAAUAUGCUGUCUGAGAAUAACAGAUGUUGUUUUAUUCUUUAGCCUGGUUAGUGAUGCAUCAUCGAACAGUGGAGGUGAAGAAACAUCCCAGGUAGUGUACCUUUGUGUUCUCAACCUUUUGAACUGGCAUGCUCCUGCAGUGUAUUUAGAAGUGUGUGUGUUUGUGUGUGUGUAGCUUUAUUUUUAUUUAUCUGCAGCAUAAUAAUCUCCAGUGUGUAU